This is a messenger RNA of Rotaria sp. Silwood1, 231 nucleotides long. Lineage: Eukaryota; Metazoa; Rotifera; Eurotatoria; Philodinida; Philodinidae. The record is from the annotation of a GenBank genome assembly.
AUGCAUCGUGAUAUUGAUCAUCGAUUUACUAUUCGACAACUUAAUACCCCAUUUCAUGCUGUAACUCUUUCAAUUUCAUCUAUUACAAACAAAACGUCCUCAUAUAUUAGCAUUCGAAAUUCAUCACAACUUCCUGUAUAUAACCAUCGUACACGCUAUCUAUUUGAUAUACCAUAUUAUACUGAAUUAACUAAUGUCGAACGAAGAUCAAAUAAAACUCGUUAUCGAUGA